Messenger RNA from Glossina fuscipes, 1567 nucleotides. RefSeq names its product zinc finger protein 277. The transcript has a single exon. NCBI's taxonomy places the organism in Eukaryota, Metazoa, Arthropoda, Insecta, Diptera, Glossinidae. The record is from RefSeq and is a predicted model, not a curated record. The coding region runs from base 203 to 1567 and encodes 454 amino acids.
CCGUAAACUGAUAUCUAGGCAACACUAAUGGCUCACACUUUUACAUUAUCAUGAUUAUAUUUUUUAGUUAACAUAAAUAAUAUUGCAAACGAACUCAUUUAAAAUAGGUGGAUUUGAAUUAGACGUAAAUCCGAAAUCUGGUCGGGUAACUCUCACCACUAAGCGGAUUCAUAACAUGAUCACAUUUUAAUCAAAAGAUAAAAUGGAUAUGAAUGGAAAAAAUUUGUUUAGAAGUGAUCCUUUCCCAAUUUUAAUGUUCAACUAUACAAAGCCUUCUAUCUCAAAACAAUCUCAGCCCGUUAGCUGCUUAAAGUGUAAUAUAAUUUUCAGUUUUCCUUUAGGGAAAGAAGAUUAUUUGGGUCAUUUGUUCUUAUCCCACCGUUUGGUUAUAGCCGAUGUGGAAGAAAUAGCACUUUUAGAAGAAUACCUGGAGUUUUGGCAAAAGGAGUUCAAAUGUCACGAAUUCGAGGAAUAUUGUACUACCAUGUUAUUGGAUCAGCUACCAGAUGGCACAUAUUCAAAAAAUGAAAAAUAUUAUCUCUUAAGUGAUAUUCUUCCUAAGGAUCGUGAAUUAAGAGAUAAGUUGAAAGAAAAACAUUUGGAAAAGGUGUUGUCUCAACAUCAACACGAAUUGACAGAUCGGACUUUCCAACGAGAAUGUUUAUAUUGUCGCGAUGUCAUAUCAGGAUUGAGAUCAACCUACAUAGAACAUUUAUUUAGCAAGCACUUCCUUCAACUGGGCAAAUCUGAAAAUUUGGUGUUCAUAGAUGAGUUGGUAGCAAAGGUUGCUAAUAAUUUGGAAAAAUUGAUAUGUUUGUAUUGCGAGAAAAAGUUUAAAGAUCGAGCCACUCUCAAAGAACAUAUGCGCAAAAAAGGUCAUAAACGUAUUAAUCCUAACAACAGAUCAUACGAUAAAUACUUCCUAGAGAAUUAUCGGGUAAAUCAAGUGCAUGUCACGAAACAUUUAUCAUAUCCACAUAAAACGAGACAAAAGCCUGCUGAUAAGAAUCAACACAAAGAAGCGAUAUGUUCUUCGAAAAACAGUGAAUGUGUUAGCUUUAAGCAAAACCAAGCCAGUGAAGACAGUGAUUCAGAUUGGUCUGAUUGGAACGCAGAGUCUCUGCAAACCUUAACCUGCCUGUAUUGCAUCGAACAGUGCAAAGAUUUUAAUACGUUUAGACAUCAUUUGCUGGCAGACCAUAAUUUGGAUUUCGAUAGCUGUUUAAAAGGUUUAAACUUUUAUCAAAGAAUUAAGAUAGUUAACUAUGUUCGCCGGCAGACUUAUCAACACCGUUGUGUUACUUGCAAUAGAAGUUUUAAAAACAAUAAUGAACUAUUGCAACACUUGGAAAAGGAAGCACAUUAUGGUGUCGGUGAACGAAAGCAAUGGGAUAAGCCAGAAUAUUUUUUCCCCACUUAUGAAGAUGAUGGUUUACUUUGCAUAUUAGAUGAUAAUCCCAAUGAUGAUAUGGACGAGACUGUAGUAAGGAUUAUUUCCGAAGAAUCAAAGGCCGAAAUAAACAAAGAUGCUGAGAAAUUAUCUUUAGAGAAUUUCAAUUUUCUUUAG